AUGACUUUGGAGGAAGCAAAUCAUUCAGCAAACGACAAACGGCCGGCGGUAUCAAUAAUCGAUUUGCCUCCGUCGAGUUCAACACCGCAACAACAAACCGAUGUGCAGCUCGAAGAGGCGGCGACUUCACAGCUCCCCUCUGUUUCCCAGUCGUCCCAGGAGCCAGUUAUCCAGCAGCAAGCUAUUGUGCAACCAACACCGACAACACAAGCGUCGGUCAACCCUCUAUUGCCACAACAGUUGCACACACAGCAGCAACAAUCGAGAUCGGCGGCGAGCGUUCGGUUUGGUGAAUGGUCACUUCCACCAUCUGCGCUGCGAGCACCGCUUUCGUAUACCCCACCUCGACCGCCUCCAGUCGAUUUUGAUGCAAUGAGUGAGGAUUCUUCGGUACAUCAAACGAGAUCGUCGCAUCGAUCGCCACAACAACCGGCACAGUCUCACGUUACUCAGCAGCAUCAGAUGCAGGAUCAGCAGGCAAUGUGGGGGCACUUUCAACAGCAGUUGUCUGCCCGGCAGGUUGUGCCUAAGGAGCUCCCAACGUUUACGGGAAAUCCUGAGGAAUGGCCACUUUUCAUAAGCAGCUACCGCAAUUCUACUGCUAUGUGUGGCUAUUCGCAGGCAGAAAAUUUGAUGAGGCUGCAGAAGUGCCUCAGAGGCAAAGCAUUGGAGGCAGUCCGGAGCAAUCUAUUGCUGCCGUCAUCGGUCCCGAAAAUUAUGCAAACGUUGGAAACAUUGUUCGGGAGCCCAGAGCGACUGGUACAGUCGCUGCUUAUCAAGGUUCGUAACGUGCCUACUCCGAAAGCUGAAAGGUUAGAGACAUUGGUAAACUUCGGUCUCGUCGUUCAGAACCUUGUUGGCCAUCUUCGGGCCGCCAAUCAACAUGCACAUCUGAACAAUCCAACACUUCUACAGGAGUUGGUGGAUAAGUUGCCGCCACAUCUCCGACUAGAUUGGGCGCUUUACAAAAGAAACGCUGGACAAGUUGACUUGGGAUCAUUUUGCGACUACAUGAAUGCAAUCACGUCUGCUGCCAGUGAUGUGGCGCAUUUCACCGACUUUGACGGAGUUCGACCCUGCGGACACGACAAGCAGAAGAAAGAUAAGGCGUUCGUCAAUGCUCAUGUGUCUGAGCCCCGGAAGCUUGAGCAACAAAGAAAGAAGGUGGACACUCAGGACAGGCCAUGUUACGUGUGCCAAAGCAUUAGCCACCGAAUCAAGGACUGCAGCAAGUUUAAAUCUUUGUCGCUCGGAGAACGGUUGAAAACCGUCGAAACACACCAGCUUUGUGCAGGCUGCCUAGUCCCUCAUGGAAGAUGGGCCUGCAGGUCAUCUCGAACUUGUGGGAUCGGAGAUUGCACCAAACAACACCAUCCAUCACUUCAUCCAAACCAGCCGGCCGCCACUAAAACGACCGGUCCUGAAAGUUCAGGAGCUCGUGCAAAAUCCGACGCCACGAUCAACGUUCAUCGCGGAAUCCAAAGCGCGACGAUAUUCCGUGUUAUCCCGGUGGUGCUGUACGGUAACGAGGCCAAACUGUCGACCUUUGCCUUUCUUGAUGAAGGGAAGGUGGCUCGUCACGAAAAAGACUCUCGGCUGGUUAGUUUGAAAAUUUCCGGUGAGGACAGCAGCAGAAGUUUCCCAUUGUCCGGUGUUAGCACUGUGAAACAGCUAGAUAUUCCCGUGCAAACAAUGCAGUAUGAAGAAUUAGCUAGUCAGUACCCCUAUUUGUCCGGGCUUCCAGUGAAAAGCUAUGAGGAAGCCGUGCCACGUAUCCUGAUUGGACUAGACAAUAUAAAGUUGUCACUACCCCUGAAGACACGCGGAAGACAGAUAAACGUGCCGGUGGCAGCAAAAACGAGGCUCGGAUGGACGAUCUUCGGGAGCAUCGACAAUGCGAAGGUGGAUUCUUUGUCCCCUGUUUUCCACAUUUGUAAAAGCGCAGAAGAAAGUAGCCUUCACGACCUAGUUAAAGGCUAUUUUGCAACGGAGAAUCUCGGGGUUUCGGUCACGUGUGCUCCAGAAGCUGACGAAGAUCGCCGGGCAAAGGAUAUUUUGCAACGAACAACAGUCAAGCGUGCCGACGGUCACUACGAAACCGGCUUGCUAUGGCGAUACGAUAUUAUGGAGCUACCACCCAGCUACGGUAUGGCCGAGCGUCGCCUGAUUUGCCUCGAGAAGAAGCUGCGGAAAUAUCCGGAACUACAAGCGAGUUUGGACAAACAGAUUGCCGAAUAUCAGUACAAAGGUUACGCCCACAAAGCAACGGCUGAGGAAUUGGAGGAGAACGAUCCUCUUCGAACGUGGUACCUCCCGCUCGGAGUGGUAACAAAUCCCCGGAAGCCCGGGAAGGUUCGAAUCAUUUGGGAUGCGGCGGCCAAGGCGCAUGGAGUGUCUCUGAACGAUAUGCUCCUCAAGGGACCGGACCUUCUCACUUCGUUGCCAGCUGUGUUAUGUCGUUUUCGGCAGCGAAAGAUUGCAAUUGCAGGUGACAUCCGCGAGAUGUAUCACCAACUGAAGAUUAGACGAGAAGAUCGGCAGGUUCAGCGGUUUCUGUACAGAAGUGGCACGACGAAGAAACCAGACGUAUUCGUGAUGGACGUGGCCACGUUUGGCUCGACAUGUUCGCCCUGUUCGGCCAACUUUGUCAAGAACAAGAACGCGAUGGAAUGGAAAGACGAUUAUCCAGAAGCGGCGACAGCGGUAGUUGAAAACCACUAUGUGGACGAUUACCUGGAUAGUCGAGAUUCAGAGGACGACAUGGUGAAACUGGCCACGGACGUGCGAAUGAUCCAGGAAAGCGCCGGAUUUGAACUGCGAAACUGGCGAUCCAACUCCAAGAAAGUGCUGCAUCUCAUGGGUGAAGAAGCAACGGACUGCAGAAAGGACUUCAGCGUCGAUAAAGAAAGCCAAAUGGAACGCGUCCUAGGUAUGGCCUGGCUACCCGACGAGGAUGUUUUUGUGUAUUCCGUGAAGUUACCGAACGAUUUCGACUGCUCAGAAUCAACAAACACCAUCACGAAACGAAGUGUCCUUAGAUUCGUAAUGAGUGUGUUUGAUCCGCUUGGACUAAUAUCAAACCUGCUCAUCCAUGGUAAGAUGCUGAUCCAAGACCUUUGGAGGGCUAAGGUUGGAUGGGACGAGGCUAUUCCAGCAGAAAUAUCCAAGCAGUGGGAACGAUGGAUCGCACAGCUUCCCAAACUGGACCAAAUUCGGAUCCCGCGUUGCUAUUUUCCCGGAUACGAUCCGGAUAGUUUCCAAACGAUGCAGUUACAUGUAUUCGUGGAUGCGAGUGAGUCGGCCUUCGCUUGUGUCGCCUACUUUCGGAUCGUCGAUCGCGGCCAGCCAAGAUGUACAUUGGUAGCCUCCAAGGCGAAAGUUGCUCCCUUAAUCUCGAUGUCCGUUCCUAGAUUGGAACUGCAAGCGGCGGUCAUUGGUAGCCGUUUAGCAAAAUCCAUAGCCGAGUACCACACGAUUCCCGUGCGACGCAGAUUUUUCUGGAGCGACUCCACAACAGUCCUAGCGUGGAUAAACUCGGAUACAAGGAGCCAGCAGAACAACAUUUGGCUACAUAACAAUACGGACUGCAGCAGCCAACAGCAACAGCAACAGCAGCAGGAGCAGCUUCUCGGAGUCGGACUGAGCAAUACGGAUGGCGCAACAUGGUCCCUCGCUCUCCAUCUGUACCAACACCGGGACUGGCGGGUGUCGUCCUCUGCCUCCGCUUCUAAUGUAUCGCCCAGCACAAACGCUGGACUUUCAAUGACCGCUUCGGUGGAAUUAUUCACUGUAUCGUGGACUGGUACCGCCUGCGGACUCAGAACCCUUCGGAUGGGUACCAACAACGACGACCAACUCUAUUACGACUAA
Molecule: messenger RNA, 3870 nt
Organism: Aedes albopictus (Asian tiger mosquito)
Lineage: Eukaryota; Metazoa; Arthropoda; Insecta; Diptera; Culicidae
Exons: 5
Coding region: 1-3870 (1289 amino acids)
Source: RefSeq, a predicted model, not a curated record